This is a messenger RNA of Jatropha curcas, 2765 nucleotides long. It is a transcript of the gene EXO70F1, whose product is annotated as exocyst subunit exo70 family protein F1. Gene Ontology annotation, biological process: exocytosis. Gene Ontology annotation, molecular function: phosphatidylinositol-4,5-bisphosphate binding. Lineage: Eukaryota; Viridiplantae; Streptophyta; Magnoliopsida; Malpighiales; Euphorbiaceae. Gene Ontology annotation, cellular component: exocyst. The record is from RefSeq and is a predicted model, not a curated record.
UGGGACGAUAAGUCCUGAUUGCCAUGGCCAUAACCUUCCCUUUUUGUUAAGACUUGUAAGUCUUCAACCCCAUCAUCUUCCUUUUAUUACAAUAAAACUCUUAAACCAAAAACACCCGCCGGCCAAACAGCCCCUAACUUUCUCACUUGCUUGCACAAUCCCAGAAAACCAAAACCCAAAAAAAAAAAAAAAAUAAUAAUAAUAAAAAAAGAAAACAGAAAUGGGUAUAUGACCGUGGCGGUAUCAUCAUCAUCAUCAUCAUCACCUGUCUUGUGAUAAUUUCUGAUCCAUUUCUAUUACAGUCUUAAUCCCUAAAUUUCCCUCUCAAAAUUAACUCAAAACCCUAAAAAUUGCAAACGAAAAGGAAAUGGCCACCACUACGACCACCAGUCUGGGCGGUGGCGCUGAUGAUCGGGUGAUGGCCACAGCACAGCAGAUCGUCAAGAGUCUUAACACUCCAAAGAACGUCAGAGAGGAUAUGCUUCUGAUCUUCUCUAGUUUUGAUAACCGGUUAUCCAAUAUAACCGAUUUGAUCAAAGAGGAAUCUUCUCGAUUAGAUGCCGCCGAGAAGGUUAUUUUCCGUUGGGAUUCCUCCCACCACUCUGCCCCGUCUUGGGAAGAUGCUCCGGAGGAGGCCGCUCAAUAUCUAACUGCUGUCGAUGAAAUUCUUGACUUGUUGGAUGAUUUGUCUCUUCGGUCUGAUAAUGAAACCGUCGAGCGGGCUGAGACCGCCGUCCAGGUCGCUAUGUCGAGGCUGGAGGAAGAGUUUCGUCACCUCUUGAUUAGGAAUACGGUUCCCCUUGAUGCGGAGCGGUUGUACGGAUCUAUUCGGCGAGUAUCGCUCUCUUUUGUAUCAACCGAAGGGGAAAUUGAUGGAGAAUUUGGGAGUUUCGGAGAGGUUGAUAGUGAAAGCCCGUAUUUUCACGAGAGGGGAGGGAGUCUGGGUGAUGAUUUGUGUGUGGAUUUGAUAAAUAGCGAGGCCCUAGAGGACCUGAAAGUGAUUGCAGAGCGGAUGAUUCGAUCUGGUUAUGAAAAGGAAUGCGUUCAGGUUUAUAGUAAUGUUCGUAGAGAUGCUUUGGAUGAGUGUUUGGUUAUUUUGGGAGUCGAGAAACUGAGUAUAGAAGAGGUGCAGAAAAUUGAUUGGAGAACAUUGGAUGAGAAAAUGAAGAAAUGGAUACAGGCUGUUAAGAUUGGGGUCAGGGUUCUUUUGACUGGUGAGAAGAGGCUUUGUGAUCAUAUUUUUAGUGGUUCUGAUUCUGCUAAAGAAAUUUGCUUUAAUGAGACUGCAAAGGGGUGUGUGAUGCAAUUGUUGAAUUUUGGGGAGGCAGUUGCUAUUGCCAGGAGGUCAUCUGAGAAGCUGUUUAGGAUUUUGGAUAUGUAUGACGCAUUGGCAGAUGUCUUAUUAGAUUUGCAGGCCAUGGUGACAGAUGAAUUUGUGUGUAGUGAGGCUAAGGGAGUGCUGGCUGGACUGGGAGACGCUGCAAAAGGGACUUUUGCGGAGUUUGAGAAUGCAGUUCGGAGCGAAACUUCGAAGAAGCCUAUGCUUAAUGGAGAGAUUCAUCCACUUACUCGCUACGUGAUGAACUAUGUGAAAUUGGUUGUGGAUUAUAGUGGGACACUGAAUUCCCUUCUGGAGAAUUAUGAGGGUGAGUCCAAAGAUGAUGAAGAAAGCACAACUCCUAUAGCAAGGAGAUUGCUGGCCUUGUUAUCAACUUUAGAGUCAAAUCUUGAGGAGAAAUCAAGACUGUAUGAUGAUGCUGCUAUGCAGUAUAUAUUUCUGAUAAAUAAUAUUUUGUACAUAGUGCAAAAGGUUAAGGACUCAGAACUUAUCAAGCUUGUAGGAGAUCAGUGGGUUCGCAAACGCAGGGGCCAGAUACGCCAAUAUGCUACAGCUUAUCUUAGAGCUGCUUGGACUAAGGCCUUGUCUUGUUUAAAGGAUGAAGGGAUUGGUGGGAGCUCCAGUAAUAAUGCCUCUAAAGUGGCUUUGAAGGACAGGUUCAAGAAUUUCAAUGCACACUUUGAAGAAAUCUAUAGGAUUCAGACAGGUUGGAAGGUCCCAGAUCCGCAGCUUCGUGAAGAGCUUCGAAUAUCUAUAUCUGAAAAAGUUAUACCAGCAUACCGUGCAUUUCUGGGUAGGUUUGGGAAUCAGCUAGAAAGUGGAAGGCAUGCUGGGAAAUACAUAAAGUACACAGCAGAGGAUUUAGAGAAUUAUUUACUGGAUUUGUUUGAAGGGACACCUCUUGUUCUUCACCACCUGAGAAGAAAAAGUUAAUAGGAUACAGGACUUCUGUAACAGAAGGCACCAUGUCCAUGUUCCUGAUCAACUGGAAGCAUAAGCCCCUCAAGCUUCCUAAUAAACGUGGCCAAAGAACGUGCAAUGUCUGGCACUGAAAGCCAGAGGGAUCAAUUAAGAAGGAACAGGCUCACGCUCUUCUUUUCUAGUACUUAAGCUUUAUUUAUUGCUAAUAUAGACAAGUUACAUCAAUUUGUAUGCCCGAGCCAUGAGGGACUCUUCACCCCACCAAAUGGACCACUCUAGUGGAUUUGCUGUCUUUGUCUUUCUGUGAUAUAGAGGCUUAUAUCUUAUGGCUGGUUGGCCAGUGUGUUUCUUGAUUUAUGGAGGUGUCGUUUCUUGGUCCUAGUAGAAUGGAUAUGGAUGGGCAUUGUUAGGGUUUUAUUUUUAAACCAGGGAAGAGAUUUGUGGGGUUUAACUGUCUUUUUACCCUUUUCUUUUCAAUGAAUAAUAUAAAGAGAAAAAUUAAAUA